ACUAAUUAAUAUUGUAGAUAAGACUGGUGGUUGUCCCAUCUCCCCCAUUUUAACUCUUCCUUUCGAGCAAUCCCACCGAGUGAACACACCAUUCCACAACAAAAAAUAAAAAUUCAGUCUUUACUUCAAAUUUUGCGGUUGUGUGCUUUAUUCCCUAAUUUUUUUUUCGAAAAUUUUCGAAACUUUGAGAUUUGUGCUGCAUCGUUUCAUUUGGAUUGUGUGUGUCUGAAUGGGGUCUGAAGGGCCAACUCCAGGAGUAACAAUCCAUGUGACAGGGUUCAAAAGAUUCCAUGGAGUUUCGGAAAAUCCUACCGAGAAAAUCGUUACUAAUCUCCAAUCCUAUAUGAACAAAAGGGGCCUGCCGAAAGGGCUGAUUAUCGGUAGUUGCACGAUUCUUGAAACCGCAGGGCACGGAGCACUUGUUCCCCUGUACCAAACACUCCAAUCCGCUGUCAUCAGGGAUUCUAACGUGCCGGAUUCCGGGCCCGUUAUUUGGGUUCAUUUUGGGGUGAAUAGUGGCGCAACAAAAUUUGCUCUUGAGCAUCAAGCUGUCAACGAAGCUACAUUUCGUUGCCCCGAUGAGAUGGGAUGGAAACCUCAGAGAGUUCCUAUUGUUCCUACUGACGGUGGCAUCUCCCGAAUUCGUGAGAGUUGCCUUCCAGUCGAGCAUAUUACAGAGUCGCUUUUGAAGAUGGGAUACCAAGUAAUGAGGUCGGAAGACGCGGGUCGAUUCGUGUGCAAUUACGUGUACUAUCACUCGUUGCGUUUCGCGGAGCAGAACGGAAUCAAAUCACUAUUUGUACAUGUUCCUCUAUUCUUGACUAUCGACGAGGAUACUCAAAUGCAAUUUGCUGCCUCUCUUUUGGAGAUACUUGCCUCCUUAUAUUAAUUAAAACUUUGUCUAGAUAUAAAUUAUUGCAAGUCUUGAGACUAUAUAUAAAUAUAUUUAUGUCAGGUUUGGAUUCAUGUAUGUAAUGAAUUUUCUCUACCAAAUGAAGUUCUUCAAUGUUAAUUAUAAAGUGUUUCUUCAUCACAA
Molecule: messenger RNA, 1036 nt
Organism: Erythranthe guttata (spotted monkey flower)
Lineage: Eukaryota; Viridiplantae; Streptophyta; Magnoliopsida; Lamiales; Phrymaceae
Biological process (GO): proteolysis
Cellular component (GO): cytosol
Molecular function (GO): pyroglutamyl-peptidase activity
Source: RefSeq, a predicted model, not a curated record